CCAUGGAAGCAUAUAAUAACACAUAUGCCUUCCAUAUCAAUCCAAUUCCAGGUCAAGCACUAUGGGAAAAGUCACCAUAUAACAGACCACAAGCACCAAAAUUUAGAAACAAGCCCGGACCACUCAAGAAAAAAAGAAGAAAAGAUGCUGAUGGGGAGCCAAGUGGGAGUAAGAAGUUAAAGACGAAGAUGAAAAGAAUAUAUAAAAAAGGUCGAUGUCGUUGUUGUGGCGAAGCAGAACACACGAGAAGGAACUGUCCAAAGAGGGCUGCUGCCGAAGAGGCUGCUGCAGCUGCAGAAGCUGCAGCUGCAGAAGCUGCUGCUGCAGAGGCUGCCGCUGCACAACCCACUGCUGCUAAUGGUGGUGAAGGUCAGGCCAACUCUGCUGCCCCUGUCCCAGAAGCCCCAACCGAAAUCAAUCUUGACCAAAGUCAACCACCCUCGGAAGCAACUGAUGACUCUCAACAGGUUCUACCCUCACCUGUUAGGCCGCCAAAGCUCCCUUUAAAAAGAAAGUUAGCCAAGGGUUGUGAAAAACCAGCUUCAGGAAGUAACAAUCCACCAGUAACCACCCCACCUGCUGCUACCCCACCAGGAAGUAGUCAUACAUCAAGGAAUCUCCCACCUAACCCUAUGCAAGGUGCAACACAGGGAACUGCUACAAGGCUUGCAAAUUUCAUGAAGUUUGUGCCCAAUCCUGGAUUCAAGGCACCCAGACACAAAAAAUGAAGAUUAAGAUGAUUAUGUUUAGGGAAAGCAAGCUGUUUUUUUGUAUCUAUUUUGCUGAAGUUGUUUACAAUGCUUAAAACAUUGUCCCAGUGUUGGGGAUUUUAGGAAAAGCAGGCUGUUUUUUUGUAUCUAUUUUGCUGAAGUUGUUUACAAUGCCUAAAACAUUGUCCCAGUGUUGGGGAUUUUAGGA
Arachis ipaensis is the source of this 918-nucleotide messenger RNA. Lineage: Eukaryota; Viridiplantae; Streptophyta; Magnoliopsida; Fabales; Fabaceae. The record is from RefSeq and is a predicted model, not a curated record.